This is a messenger RNA of Nymphaea colorata (pocket water lily), 1194 nucleotides long. RefSeq names its product disease resistance protein RPV1-like. The record is from RefSeq and is a predicted model, not a curated record. The coding region runs from base 1 to 1194 and encodes 397 amino acids. NCBI's taxonomy places the organism in Eukaryota, Viridiplantae, Streptophyta, Magnoliopsida, Nymphaeales, Nymphaeaceae. The transcript has 3 exons.
AUGCCGGAUUUCUCGAAUAUGCCACAUCUGGAAACGUUGGAGUUCUCCUACUGUGCAUCUUUAGCUGAAGUUCAUGAAUCCAUUGGACAGUUGACAAAAUUGAAGUACCUAAUAUCUCACCAAUUUCUGAAUUUGGAGAAGUUGCCCGAUGCCAUUUGUCAAUUAACUUUACUUCAAACUCUUCACAUAAAACAAUUCCCAAGACUUGAAUCUCUACCAGAGCGGUUGAGGAACUUGAACUUGUUGAAUACGCUUGAACUUGAGGAGUUGGCAAUCACAAGUAUACCUUCUUCAAUUGGACAGCUAAUAAAGCUCCGUGAGAUGUAUUUGAGGAAGUUAGAUAGGUUGCCGAGUUUGCCUGAUUCAGUUAGUAGUUUGAAUUAUUUGCAAUUAUUCAAUGUUGAAGGCACCGACCUAAAAGGAAUUAAGAUAGACGGUGUGGAUCUCAUGGACAUUGAACGAUUGGAGAUCUCAUCAUGCAACUACCUUACUGUUUUGCCUGCUUCUUUCUUGAAGAAAGCAAGAUCUCUCUGUGUCACUGAUGGCACAGCUAAAGAGUUGCCAGAAUCCAUAGAGGCAGUGGAAAACAUUGAGCAGUUGUCAUUGAGAUGCAAGAAUCUUAUGGCCCUACCAGAUUGGCUUCCAUAUCAAAAGAACCUUGAGACCUUUGAAGCGGAUUGUGAAUCUCUCACACCGAUCAAUAAGAACUUCUCAUUGGGGAGCAUUGAAUCAUUGUCACUAUGUUGUGCCGUCCUCGAAGAGCUACCUGCAGCCAUGGCUGAAAGCUUUGUUGAAAACCUAAAGUCAUUUACUUUGAGAUGCAAGAACCUCAGAGCUUUGCCCGAGUGGAUCGGAUCACUUAAGAACCUCAAAUUUUUAAAGUUUGAGGCUUGUCAGUGCAUCACAGAACUGCCAUUGUGCAUAAGCAACCUUUCUCGACUUGAAGAACUUUCAUUAAACGGUUGCAAGAGGAUCCGUGACUUAGGGAAGACACUGGAUAUUUCAAACUUGAAAUCUUUGGAGAAGUUACGCCUCGGUGGUUGUCGGCUGCUUGAAGAUGUUCAAGGCAUUGAGAAUGCCACUCAAAACAUGGAAGAGUUAGUCUUGCCAGGACCCUACGAUUCCAUCGGUUGCAGCUGCCUCAGUAAUGACUUCAAAGAGCAAGUUUUCAAGGAACUAGCAUUGGAGCCAUAA